AUGACACAUGUAGCUAGUGAAUCCCGCACACGUGCUAACACCAAACCCAAAUGUGAUACAUCCCGCUCAACAGCCACCACCGCAACCCCCACCUCAGCAACCACAAACCGCAGCAUGCCCCGCAGCAAACGGUUAUACAAAGCUUACGGCCUGUACCUAAAAAAGCUUUUCUAUGCAAAACAUGAAAAGCGAAUAGAGCAGAAGCCAGUUUUCAACUAUCAUUGCGGUAGUGGUAGACUAACAAAAACUAGUAGUCCCGAUUGCCUCAUCACCGGCUCCGGGCGGUCCGGCUCGCGUGGGUUUCCCCCCGCGUGCUCAACCCGCAAUCGCAGCACGCUCAACACCGCCCGCCGCGACCGGCGCACACCCUUGCACCACACGCUCCAGCAACAGCAACAGCAUCAACAAAUGCAACAACAACAUCAGCAACAUCAACUCACUCAACAUGUCAUCAGUCCACAACUUCAUCAACAGCAACUAAAUCAAAUCAAGCUCUCCAAUCAUCCAUUUUCUCAACCAACAGAAUCAGGCUACACGCUCAUACACCUCAGGGAACAAAGUAACGCAAAAUUAAAAGUACAAUUACCCCAGCACACAGUAGUUAGGCCAAACCAAACAAAGGACCUCUACCUCAAAAAACUCUCCUACCCUUCCGCAAAGAUCUUCACCACAUCCCCAACACAUACAAAAAUCAAAAAAGUCGUAGUUCAACCCAACAACGCAAGCAUAUGGAGAUCUGAGGAGAGCAUUUCAGCUGCCCUUCUCACUAAAACAUUCGUAAAUGAUAAUUGA
Molecule: messenger RNA, 792 nt
Organism: Arctia plantaginis
Lineage: Eukaryota; Metazoa; Arthropoda; Insecta; Lepidoptera; Erebidae
Source: the annotation of a GenBank genome assembly